GUCUCUUGUGUGCUGAGAGGCUUCAGCGCUGGAAAUGCCGCCCAAGGGCAUCCAGGUGUGCUGGUCCAGCAUGGAAGGGGGCUGGGCCCUGGAAGCUUGUUCUCGGGUCUCUUGCAGACAGAAGACUCUCUACAUGUGGCGAAGUGUCACUUCUGACUCUGGCUGCCCGCCCAGCAGAAGUCUGCUUCCGAGAAUGCGGCGGAGAAAAAUAUUCUGGUUGCCUUCCCUUCAUGUCUAGGCGCCCGUCAGCGUGCGUUUCUUCAUGAAAUUGCUGAAUCUGCCGGCCUGCACCAUGCAAGCGAGGGUGCUGGAUCUGAGCGCUACAUAGUUGUCGGCUCGAAGCGCCAGGAUGCACGUAAGGUGUCGGUCUCUGCCCCCCAAGGCGGCGCCUUUUCGGAUGCUGACUUAUGUGCAGCAUUGCUUGCACAUCUCGGGUUAGAUGCGGCAGACCGCCUGCCAUGCACCUCGUCCUCUCGGUCGCAGCCUGGCAAGGCUGGCGGCAAGAGCACGUGUCAGAAUGUCGGCUCAGACGAGGCGGCCACCGUAGAGGCCUUCGUUGAGCUUAGCCGCAAACUCAUCGAAAUGGAACGCGAAGCUGAAAUCGCUCAGGCCAACGAAGAGACGUCAACGUGCUCCCCCGAAACCGCCCAGGCUCGCGGACGUGCUCUCCUGAACCUCCGCUUGGACGACGUCGAGGGCGGCCUUUUGGGUCGAACCCUCCUCACCCUCGUCUCCAACAAGGGCUACGGCGCCGGCGGCCCGCCUGCUGAGCUCCCGCCCCACAAGUUCGGCCCCCAUGACGUCGUCGCCAUCCGGCCCAGCCGCGGCCCAUCCGACGGCCCUGCCCUGGUUUCCGGCGUCAUCUACCGCGUUCGCGAGACCUCCAUCGUGGUUGCUGUGGACGAGGCGCCGGAGGAGGGCCUCGACCAGCCGGUGCGGCUGGACAAGCUGGCCAACGAGGUCACCUACCAGCGCCUGCAAGGCACCCUUGACGCGCUGCUGCGGGUCAGGGGCGGCACCGCUGCUACCCCUGACGGCAGGUUGCUGCCGGGCGGGACGCUGGUUGAUGUUGUGUUUGGGCGGCGUGAGGCGCGGUUUGCGGCGGCGGCGCGUGCCUGGCAGCCGCUGAAUGGCGGCUUGGAUGAGUCGCAACGUGCCGCUGUUACGCUGGCACUGUCGAGCCAAGACGUCGCCCUGGUUCACGGCCCGCCAGGUACUGGCAAGACGACUGCUGUCGUGGAAAUCAUCCUUCAGGAGGUGGCUCGAGGAUCCCGCGUCCUGGCGGCGUCCGCGUCUAACAUUGCGGUGGACAACCUGGUUGAGCGGCUGGUGCGGGCCGACCCCAAGAUCAAGCUGGUGCGUCUGGGCCACCCCGCGCGCCUGCUGCCUCAAGUGCUGGACAGCAGCCUGGAGGCGCACGUGCUGCGAUCCGACAACAGCGCCCUCGCGCGCGACUGCCGAGCCGAAAUCAAGGACAUCAACAGCCGCCUGCUGAAGCUCGGCCCCCGAGACCGAGCCGAGCGCCGCGCCCUGCGUGGCGACCUGCGGCGCCUGGCCAAGGAGGAGCGUCAGCGUCAGGAGGCGGCGGUGAAGGAGGUGGUUCGCGGGUCGCAGGUGGUGUGCUGCACGCUGACGGGUGUGGCGCACCGGCAGCUGGAGGCGGAGCUGUUUGACGUGGCAGUGGUGGAUGAGGCGGCGCAGGCGCUGGAGGCAGCCACGUGGGGGGCGCUGCUGCGCGCCCGGCGAGCCGUGCUGGCGGGCGAUCACCUGCAGCUGCCGCCUACGGUGGUGUGCGAUGAGGCGGCGAGACUGGGUUUGGGUCGCACGCUGUUCGAGCGGCUGCAGCGCUCGCUCCCCGCCGCCAGCGCCAUGCUCACCGUGCAGUACCGCAUGAACAAGGCCAUCAUGCAGUGGUCCAGCGAUGAGCUCUACGAGGGCAAGCUGACGGCACAUGAGUCCGUCGCGGAGCACACCCUGGCCGACGUGCAGGCAGCGGCUGCAGCAGCGCCCAAGGCAGCACCUGCGACCAAGAGCGGGAAGGCAGCUGUCGGGGCCAAGAAGGCCACUGGCAAGGGCAAGGCAGCUGCCAAGGCCCCUCCGCCGUCUUCCGCCGCCGCUUCAGCAGGGGCUGCCGCAGACGCAGACGCGGCGCAGCCGCUUCCGGUGCUCUUGCUGAUCGACACAGCUGGCUGCGGGUACGACGAGCAGCAGGAGGCUGAGGGCAGCAGCUAUGCCAACGCUGGCGAGGCGAAGGCUGUGAUGGCACAUGUACAGCGACUGAUCAAGCGAGGCAUCCCUGCGGCGGACAUUGGGGUGAUCACGCCAUAUAACGCCCAGGUCGCCUUGCUGAAGGAAAUGCGACAAGAGCGGAUUGGCUCGGGGCUGGAGAUUAGCAGUGUGGACGGCUUCCAGGGCCGGGAAAAGGAGGCCGUAGUCAUCUCGAUGGUCAGGAGCAACGAGUCGGGGGAAGUGGGUUUCCUGUCGGACAGGCGCCGCAUGAACGUGGCUGUCACUCGUGCCCGGAGACAUUGUGCCUUGGUUUGCGAUAGCGAGACGGUCUCGAAUGAUGGCUUCCUGAAGCGGCUUGUCGAGUACUUCACCGCUCACGGAGAGUACAGCUCUGCUGCGGAGCUUGUUCCUGACUCCUAGCGUGGCGGAAUUUCCAGUUGCGGGGCUUUGGAACUGGCUGUUUUGGACGUCAGGUGUUUCGCUGCACGGCGCGUAUGCAUGAGCUGUAAAGAUGUAACG
Messenger RNA from Astrephomene gubernaculifera, 2748 nucleotides. Lineage: Eukaryota; Viridiplantae; Chlorophyta; Chlorophyceae; Chlamydomonadales; Astrephomenaceae. The record is from the annotation of a GenBank genome assembly.